This is a messenger RNA of Saccostrea echinata, 1077 nucleotides long. RefSeq names its product sulfotransferase 1E1-like. Gene Ontology annotation, cellular component: cytoplasm. Bases 162 to 1076 code for a protein of 304 amino acids. Lineage: Eukaryota; Metazoa; Mollusca; Bivalvia; Ostreida; Ostreidae. Gene Ontology annotation, molecular function: sulfotransferase activity. The record is from RefSeq and is a predicted model, not a curated record. Gene Ontology annotation, biological process: sulfation. The transcript has 5 exons.
AGAGCAAACACGGACCUCUAAAAGCAUCAGAGGUGGAAUCAGGUGACAUGGUGAGUAAGCAUCCCCUAUAUAUGUUUGCUACAUGGUUGUCAAAAUUUUAAGGGGACACAACUUCAUAUCUCAAUUGCAUCAUCAAGUAUCGACGCACGAGUUGCUUGGAGAUGGAGGAAAGUGCCGGUAAAACUGAAUAUAAUGUUGAAAGAAUCGUUUUUGACGGAAUGACUGUUCCACCAUUUGUUCCUUUAAAGAGAGAUGCCAAGAGAAGGUUUGAAGAGAUCAGAAAUCUGGAAUAUAAAGAGGACGACGUCAUUCUAACCACUUUCCCUAAAUCAGGAACAAACUGGUUUUGGGAAAUUAUCUGCAUGUUACUCAAGGGCAAAGCUGAAUACGUUAAAGAAGCAAAAGUGUCUGUAUUUUUGGAAGCUAUUCCAGAUUUAAAUGUUGUCCAUGGCUUAGCCUCGCCUAGAGCACUAAAUACGCAUGUUCCAUAUCGAUGGCUACCAAAGCAACACUUAGAAAGGAAUGGGAAAAUUGUACACGUCAUCCGAAAUCCAAAAGAUGUUGCUGUCUCAAUGUACUACCAUUUUAAAUCAUCGGGCAAUAUAAAUGAUGAUUGCCAUUUCAAAACUUUUCUGGAACAAAUAUUCCUUAGUGCAGCAUGUCCGAUGGGAUCCUGGUUUGAUUAUGAGAAAGAAUUUGAACAAGCAAAGACGACCGACAAAGAUCAUAUAAUAUUAACUGUCCAUUAUGAGAGUAUGAAAAAGAAUCCAAUAGAAGAAACUAGAAGAUUGGGAAAAUUUUUGAAUGUCGAAUUAAGUGAUCAACAGAUUGCGGACAUUGUGGAUAAAUGUAGUUUCCAGAAGCUGAGACAUGCUGCUGAAACUUUUAAAGAUCUUUCUCAUAGAGAGAAAAUUACUGAUACUGGAGAAGGUGCUAUCAGAAAACCACCCAACAUAUAUCGCAAAGGAGAGAUCGGAGAUUGGAAAAAUCAUUUCACAGUUGCCAUGAGUGAACAUUUUGAUACAAUAUUCCGAGAGAAAAUGAAAGACUCCAAUAUUCAAGUACAAUUUGAGUAGA